This is a messenger RNA of Ustilago hordei, 1353 nucleotides long. RefSeq names its product putative O-acetylhomoserine (thiol)-lyase. NCBI's taxonomy places the organism in Eukaryota, Fungi, Basidiomycota, Ustilaginomycetes, Ustilaginales, Ustilaginaceae. The transcript has 2 exons. Gene Ontology annotation, biological process: transsulfuration. The coding region runs from base 1 to 1353 and encodes 450 amino acids. Gene Ontology annotation, molecular function: pyridoxal phosphate binding; transferase activity, transferring alkyl or aryl (other than methyl) groups. The record is from RefSeq and is a predicted model, not a curated record.
AUGUCGCAGCACGCUUCCAACUUCGACACACUCCAGCUGCACGCUGGUCAGGAGGUGGACCCUGUCACCAACGCUCUUGCCGUGCCUAUCUACGCCAACUCGUCGUUCGCCUUCAAUGACUCGGCUCACGGUGCUGACCUUUUCGGUCUUCGCAAGUUCGGUAACAUCUACUCUCGUCUCAUGAACCCUACCAACGAUGUGUUUGAGAAGCGAAUUGCUGCUCUUGAGGGUGGUGCCGCCGCUCUCGCUACCUCGUCCGGUCAGGCCGCUCAGGGUAUGGUCGUCAUGGGUCUCUGCGGAACUGGUGACAACAUUGUCUCCUCCUCGUACCUCUACGGUGGUACGUACAACGCCUGGGCCAACCUCUUCCCCCGUCUUGGCAUCACCACCAAGUUUGUCAAGUCCGAGAAGCCCGAGGACUACAAGGCUGCCAUUGACGCCAAGACCAAGGCCAUCUACAUCGAGUCGAUCGCCAACCCCAAGUACCUUGUUCACGACAUCGCUGCCAUCGCCAAGGUUGCUCACGAUGCGGGGAUUCCUUUGAUUGUCGACAACACUUUCGGUGCCGGUGGAUACCUUGUUCGCCCCAUCGAGCACGGUGCCGAUGUUGUUGUGCACUCUGCUACCAAGUGGAUCGGUGGUCACGGUACCACUAUCGGUGGUGUGAUCGUCGACAGCGGAAAGUUUGAUUGGAGCAAGAGCGGCAAGUUCCCUCAGUUCACCGAGCCAUCCGCCGGUUACCACGGUCUUAAGUUCUGGGACACUUUCGGACCCAUCACUUUUGCCAUCUACCUCCGUGUCGUCAUUAUGCGUGAUUUGGGACCUUGCCAGAACCCCUUUGGCUCUUUCCUCUUGCUUCAGGGUCUCGAGACUCUUUCGCUCCGUGUUGGACGUAUUGUCGAGAACGCUCUUGCACUCGCUGAAUGGCUUGAGGCUCACCCUCAGGUUUCGUGGGUUUCGUACCCUGGUCUUGCCAGCCAUCCUUCGCACGAGGUUGCCAAGAAGUACCUCACUCGCGGUUUCGGUGGUGUCCUCUCCUUUGGUAUCAAGGGUGAUGCCGCUACCGGUAGUGCUUUCGUCGACAGCUUGAAGCUCGCUACCAACUUGGCCAACGUCGGUGAUGCCAAGACGCUCAUCAUUCACCCUGCCUCCACUACACAUCAGCAGCUUUCGGAUGAGGAGCAACUUUCUUCGGGUGUCACCAAGGACUUGAUCCGUGUCAGCGUCGGUUACGAGUGGAUCGAGGACAUCAAGGCCGACUUUGCUCAGGCUUUCGAGAAGACUUCCGGCGUGAAGGGUAACGUUCCUAGCGGUGAGACUGGCCCUGCUCCUGGUCUUUCCGGCUCUGUGUAA